GAGAGCUCCUGGCUUUGUCAGAAUCCAGAAUGAAGACUUUUGAUGCAAAUGACCUGUAUCAGGGACAAAAUUUCAGCAAAGUUCUCAGCUCUCUUGUGGCUUUAAAUAAGGUGACUGCAGACAUAGGACUGGGCAGUGACUCUGUAUGUGCACGUCCCUCAUCUCAUCGGAUAAAAUCUUUCGAUUCUCUGGGAUCCCAGUCUUUACACAGUAGAACUUCAAAACUCUUUCAGGGACAGUAUCGGAGUUUGGACAUGACAGAUAACGGCAACCAUCAGUUGGUGGUGAGAGCAAAAUUUAAUUUUCAACAGACAAAUGAAGAUGAACUUUCUUUUUCAAAAGGCGAUAUUAUUCACGUUACAAGAGUGGAAGAAGGAGGCUGGUGGGAAGGAACUCUAAAUGGCAAAACAGGGUGGUUUCCAAGUAACUACGUACGAGAAAUAAAAUCAAAUGAAAAACCGGUCUCCCCCAAAUCAGGUACAUUGAAGAGUCCACCUAAAGGCUUUGAUACGUCUGCAAUUAACAAAAGCUAUUACAAUGUGGUGCUACAAAAUAUAUUAGAAACAGAAAAUGAAUAUGCUAAGGAGCUACAAACAAUGCUUUCAAACUACCUGCGACCAUUACAAGCCAGUGAAAAGUUAAACUUGGCAAAUACUUCAUACUUAAUGGGAAACCUGGAAGAAAUAAGUUCUUUCCAGCAAAUGCUUGUACAGUCUUUAGAAGAAUGCACCAAGUUGCCUGAAGCUCAGCAGAGGGUUGGAGGAUGUUUUCUAAAUUUGAUGCCACAAAUGAAAAGCUUAUACCUUGCAUACUGUGCCAACCAUCCAUCAGCAGUAAAUGUUCUCACAGAACACAGUGAGGAGCUAGGAGAAUUCAUGGAGGUGAAAGGUGCCAACAGCCCUGGGAUCCUUGUACUGACCACGGGCCUCAGCAAACCUUUUAUGCGUCUGGAUAAAUACCCCACGUUACUCAAAGAACUUGAAAGGCACAUGGAGGAUUAUCAUCCGGAUCGUCCAGAUAUUCAGAAAUCCAUGACUGCCUUCAAAAACCUUUCUGCACAAUGUCAAGAAGUACGGAAACGGAAAGAACUAGAACUACAAAUACUGACGGAAGCUAUCCGUUGUUGGGAGGGAGAGGAUAUUAAAACUCUUGGCAAUGUGAUUUACAUGUCCCAGGUCAUGAUUCAGUGUGCUGGAAGUGAGGAAAAGAAUGAAAGGUAUCUUCUUCUCUUCCCUAACAUUUUGCUAAUGUUGUCUGCCAGCCCGAGAAUGAGUGGGUUUAUCUAUCAGGGAAAACUGCCAACAACAGGAAUGGCUAUCACAAAGCUAGAAGACACUGAAAACCAUAAAAAUGCGUUUGAAAUAUCAGGAAAUAUGAUUGAAAGGAUACUAGUGUCUUGUAACAACCAACAAGAUUUGCAUGAAUGGGUGGAUCACCUGCAGAAGCAAACCAAAGUCACAACUGUUGGGAAUCCCACCAUUAAACCUCACUCUGUGCCAUCUCACACGCUUCCUUCCCAUCCAGUAACACCCUCCAGCAAGCACUCAGACAGCAAGCCGAUACCGCUGACGCCUGCGUACCACACCCUCCCUCAUCCGUCACACCAUGGGACUCCACAUACCACGAUAAACUGGGGGCCGCUGGAACCUCCGAAAACCCCCAAGCCUUGGAGCCUGAGCUGCUUACGGCCCGCACCUCCAUUACGGCCUUCAGCAGCUCUUUGUUACAAAGAGGAUCUCAGUAAAAGCCCUAAAACCAUGAAAAAGCUGCUUCCCAAACGCAAGCCAGAACGGAAGCCGUCAGAUGAAGAGUUCGCACUGAGAAAAAGUACAGCUGCUUUAGAAGAAGAUGCUCAAAUUCUUAAAGUCAUUGAAGCAUAUUGCACAAGUGCCAAAACUCGUCAAACACUAAAUUCAAGUUCCCGUAAAGAAUCAGCUCCUCAAGUCCUGCUUCCAGAAGAAGAAAAAAUUAUUGUAGAAGAAACUAAAAGUAAUGGUCAGACUGUUAUAGAAGAGAAAAGCCUUGUUGACACAGUAUACGCAUUAAAGGAUGAAGUACAGGAGUUAAGACAGGAUAACAAGAAGAUGAAGAAAUCAUUAGAAGAAGAACAAAGAGCUCGCAAGGACUUGGAGAAACUUGUUAGAAAAGUUCUAAAGAACAUGAAUGAUCCAUCUUGGGAUGAAACCAACUUAUAA
Messenger RNA from Nestor notabilis (Kea), 2195 nucleotides. It is a transcript of the gene ARHGEF7, whose product is annotated as Rho guanine nucleotide exchange factor (GEF) 7. The record is from RefSeq and is a predicted model, not a curated record. Gene Ontology annotation, biological process: intracellular signal transduction. Gene Ontology annotation, molecular function: protein binding; guanyl-nucleotide exchange factor activity. The transcript is spliced from 20 exons. Bases 30 to 2195 code for a protein of 721 amino acids. Lineage: Eukaryota; Metazoa; Chordata; Aves; Psittaciformes; Psittacidae.